AUGAUUCAAUACUUUCCCUUUGUUGCGGGUGCUUUGUCAGUCGUUGCGCUGUCGCGCUUGGGGUCCCAAAGAUGGAUGCCACUGAUGACACAGCCUGCAUUGCGGCACUUAUACAUGUCAGCACUUCAGCAACUGGCAGAAACCAGGAUUCGACCAUCUGCGACGCUGUUCAAUUCCUUGCUGACAGCUGCAUCCCGAGAUGGGGACCCGUUUCAAUGUGAACUCUGGUUUCGCAGGAUGGUUUGGAGCAAAGUUGCUCCAGAUGUGACCAGCUUUACCUCCGUAAUCUCUGCAUUUGCAAGAGCAGGCGAUCCAGAUCAUUCCGAGAAGUGGUUCAGGAAGAUGCAACUUCGAGGGCUUGAGCCAACUGUUGCCACCCUGAAUGCCUUGCUGGACGUGUGCGCUAAGCGCGGAAGAUUGCCUCCAGCAGAAUGGUGGUUUGAAUUCAUGGAAGACUCCAUGCUGCAGCCUGACAGAGUAAGCUUUUGUGCUAUGCUGAAUUGCUGCGCAAAAAAGCAAGAUACUUCCAGGGCAGAGAUGUGGUUCCUGAAGAUGCAGAACUACCGGAUAGCAGCGGACCUGAUUGCCUACAAUGCUUUCAUUGCUGCUUACGCUGCGCAGGGGAACUUGGACAAAGCAGAAAGAUUGCUUCUCAUGGCGUGUGCAAAGCGUUUACAACCUGAUUUGGUGACCUACAACAGUUUGUUACAUGCCUGCGCCCGGGCAUCGGGACACCAGGAUCUGGCGAAAGCAAAGGAGGUGUACUUGGUGAAAGCGAAUGAGAUCAGCCUGGACCCGGUGAGCUUCAACUCUGUGCUGCAUGCUUGCGCACGGCUUAGCCAGGUAGCUGAAGCAGAGCGAACAAUGCGAAGCAUGGCCAAGAUGCGAGCAAUGCCCACCCAAGUGAGCUACAAUGCCGUGAUCAAUGCUCAUUGUCAGGCAGGCAAUGCUGUCGGUGCUACUUCUUGGCUUGAUCAAAUGGCGUCAACAAAGAUCCAGCCAGACAUUGCCUCCUUCACGCCCAUGAUAACUCUGUUGACACGCAACAGAGAUGCACGCUCGCUGCAGAACAUUUUCUCGCGCAUGCGAAGUGUGGCCUGACACUGAUAUCGCUGAUAUCGAUCAAAGAAGGAUGCUUUCUAUUCAGCUUUUAUUGGCAUCAGGUAGUGAGGCAGACAUUGUUUGCCACAAAUGGUCCUUAAAAUUUAAAACGUAAAAUAACUUUCUUUGUCGCGUUGAUUUCUGUUUUUGUCCACAGAGAUUGGUCUUAGGCAGGGCUUGUGACGGAUGGUUCGACAAGCGGUGUUAUUGCAGGACAGCUUCCACCAGGACCUGUUAGCGCAAAGUGAAGCAGGUUCGCCCUGCCAUUGGGAUUGGCGUUCUCAGGGUGGUCUUGAAGGCCGCUGUGCCAGUGAGGUUUGCUCUCGAAGCGCUUGCCUCGAAGCCGUGCUUUCGUGAUUACGUAAAAAUUGCGAUCUUGAGGGACCCGGGUGGAACAGCAAUGCGUCGAAAUCGGUCCAAGCGUGUGUGGCGCGGUUGAAAUUUUGCUAGACAUGUCACAGUGCGGCGUAGUCACUUUUUGUGGCAGGCGCAAUACUUUGCGCGUGGCUGAGGCAGCAUGGCACUGUCUUACAAGAGUGUCUGUGUCCCACAAGAGUGUCCUGCAAGUCCUACAAGAGUGUCCCACAACAGAGUGCCCACAAGAUUGCC
Molecule: messenger RNA, 1710 nt
Organism: Durusdinium trenchii
Lineage: Eukaryota; Dinophyceae; Suessiales; Symbiodiniaceae
Source: the annotation of a GenBank genome assembly